Trifolium pratense (red clover) is the source of this 633-nucleotide messenger RNA. Its product is annotated as serine/threonine-protein kinase STY46-like. The coding region runs from base 1 to 633 and encodes 210 amino acids. The transcript is spliced from 6 exons. The record is from RefSeq and is a predicted model, not a curated record. Lineage: Eukaryota; Viridiplantae; Streptophyta; Magnoliopsida; Fabales; Fabaceae. Gene Ontology annotation, molecular function: protein kinase activity.
AUGAAAUAUGAACCGGAUCAUUUGACAAUUCCAAAUGAUGGGACAGAUGUUUGGGAAAUAGAUCCUAAACAUUUGAAAUACGGAACUCAAGUUGCAUCUGCGUCAUACGGUGAACUAUUUAAAGGUACAUAUUGUAGCCAGGAAGUAGCCAUCAAAGUUCUCAAGGCUAAGCUUGAGGGAAAUUUUUACAAAAUUCAAAUUGGUUUUAGUUGUGUUGUCAUUUUUAAAAAGUAUGCAUAUACAAACUUGCUGAUGGAACUUGCAGAAAGGUUCGACACAAGAAUGCCGUGCAAUUCAUGGGAGCAUGUUGUAAAGCUCGCUGAUUUUGGGGUUGCUAGAGUGAAAACUCAAUCCGGAGUUAUGACAGCAGAAACUGGGACAUAUCAUUGGAUGGCGCCUGAGAGAAAUAUUUAUGUUACCAUAGCUUUAAAUGGAUUUCAAGGUUUACGGCCCACCAUCCCCAAGAGCACUAAUGCAAAGUUUGUUCAAAUUCUUCAGAGGUCUUGGCAGCAAGAUCCAACUUUAAGACCCGAUUUCUCUGAAAUCAUCGAGAUCCUGCAGCAGUUGGCUAAGGAGAGGGAUGGGAAAGGGGUUGAGUUUUAUAGGUUGCAUUUGAAGAAAAAGAAAGCUUGA